Saitoella complicata NRRL Y-17804 is the source of this 700-nucleotide messenger RNA. RefSeq lists its product as uncharacterized. The coding region runs from base 140 to 679 and encodes 179 amino acids. The record is from RefSeq and is a predicted model, not a curated record. The transcript has a single exon. Lineage: Eukaryota; Fungi; Ascomycota; Saitoellomycetes; Saitoellales; Saitoellaceae.
CGGCCAAGAGGUGGCAAAGUAACUGUCCGCAAACGGCAGCUCCGACUCUGAUUAACAUUCGAAAGCGGUCUGUUCACCAAUAGACACCCCUGUCCUCUUAAAUAUAAAUCAUUUCGCGUCAAGAAUUGUGCACUUGGCUAUGUAUCUUAUCUCUGGGCUUUGUGACCUUCGUAUCUGUGGCGCUCGGAAGCUCCGACCGCGCCGUACUGCGAGCAUUCGUGAGCAUGUCGUAAUCACCGCCAAACACGCAAAACGUUCCCUGUUACGUCGCCUGCAACCACAAGAAACUCCAGACGGCCCAUCCUUUUUGUUCGUUCGACGGCUGCGACGAUCACGGGCUGAUCAAACUCCAGCCGUCUGCGAUCCGAGCUUGCUCUUGACUGUUACCCGACGUAUUAAGGCACAUCGGAAAAGGCAGGAAGCCUUCGGUUUCUGUGGAGAUUCGAGACACUGUCCAACAGUCCACGAGCUUUGUCUGCGCCGGCCGCGGAGGAAAACCCGGCACUGCCAGAAACACCAGGCUCACCCAGCUGCAGGGACUCUAGAUCUUCCACCCAGCGAAGCGUUCUGGAAGGGCAGCGCCGGCGAUAGGGAACAGAAAUACGACAGGCGAUCUGAGACAACCGACAGAGACCGACAAACCAAGCCCACGAAUCUCCACCAUCCUAAGACUUUCUGAACCGUGUCAGUAGUUCAUCAA